CAACUCUUGUCAAUCCCUAUUGGAGACAGUUUGUGCAAAUUUUUGUUUACUUUUGUCAUGGCUGACGUGUUCGAUGCGAGUGUAUUUACGGCCAGCUGUAGAUGGUGUCAGAUCUGAAAUUGAAAUCCAAAGCUCAAAAUAAAAAGAAGAAGAUGGUGUCAGGACACGAUGGUAGUCGGCGGUAAUACGCGGCAGUGCGUUAUCAUUCUUCAUUAAGGGCAUUGGCGAAACUAAGCUGCCCUCAGCAGCGCGAAACAUGGGUGACGAUAAUAAAAAUAAUAAUAAUGGGCAGACGAACGGGUGUACUCGAUGCUACGGAGAUAGACGCUACUAUUAGCGAGCUCGAGGUGCUCAUCGCGUCGUCAGAGGGACGGGAGGUCGAGGAGGAAAAGGAGGAGGCGGAGGCAUCGACGUCGGCGUCGGCGUCGACGUCGGUGUCGGAGGACGAGGAGGAAGCAAAUAUAUGCAACGGGUGGUCCGCGACGACGAGAAUGGAGUCGCGGCACCCGCGCAGACACCGUCUACGCAGCGUCGUCGGAAUAUGCUUGUUCCUCGCGCUGACUGGAAUCGUCUACCUGGGCUACUUCUGCCCAGAUCACGUGUGCGCGUUGACCAGUCGUGAGAUCAAAGAGCCCGUUAGGUUGUCCGAGAGCCUGUCCGUCGCCGCUGCUGUGCCGCCCGUCGUCGUCGGUUCCGCCGCAUUGUCUUCCGUAUCCGUCGAGCUCGACAGGAACGGCCUGCUCUCGGUGCAUCCUGCCUUCAAGUUGCAGAGCAUCCAAGGUAGCCUAGGCUACGAUGAUGUCUUUGCCAAUGAUACUUUUCAGUUUGACAUUAACGCUCACGACGUUAUGGUCUUCCUUCAUAUACAAAAAACAGGUGGCACAUUGUUUGGUAAACAUCUGGUGCGAGAUCUAGAGCUGCAGAGACCGUGCUCGUGUCAACGACGGCGCAAGCGUUGCUUCUGUUUCCGUCCAAAUCGUAACGAAAACUGGUUAUUCUCGCGAUAUUCCACCGGCUGGAAAUGUGGAUUGCACGCGGAUUGGACUGAAUUAACGAAUUGCGUAGACAUGGAGCUCAAUAAAAUCGAAGGGGAAGGCAUUAAACGCCGUUACUUUUACGUAACUAUUAUAAGGGAUCCCGUUGCAAGAUAUCUCUCCGAAUUUAGGCAUGUGCAAAGAGGUGCUACGUGGAGAGGUGCUCGCCACUGGUGCGGAGGUACUCAAGCAAAUAUACCCCAGUGUUACGAUGGCCCCAAUUGGAAAGGUGUUACCCUGGAAGAGUUUAUGGAAUGUCCCUACAAUUUGGCGAGAAACCGUCAAACUAGAAUGCUCGCAGAUCUAUCGAUGGUCGGCUGUUACAACUCGACUCUCAGCAAAGCCGAUAAAGACCGUCUAAUGUUGGCCAGUGCUAAGCACAACUUACAAUUCAUGCCUUUCUUCAUGUUGACCGAAUAUCAGAAGGUGGGGCAGUACACCUUUGAGGAAACGUUCAAAAUGCGAUUUGCGGUUGCAUUCGAGCAGCACAACGCUACCCUUAGCGCGGCCACUAUGGCAACACUUAGCGCGGAACAAUUGGAUGCCGUGCGUAGACUCAACAGUCUGGACUUGGAGCUUUACGAAUUCGCGAAGAAUCUCGCUUUUCAAAGAUUUAAACGGCUUAGAGAUCGUGAUCCACAUUUCGUACAACGAUUCCAACACCUCGGUGAAUUGCCAUCGAGGCAAAGUGCCACAGAAUUCAACUGGGAUUCUGUCAUUGAAGAUACCACGGAUAACGAAUGAUGUGUGAGUACAUUGUUCAGCAAUCUUCAAUGUUUUGCGAUUCGAUACCAAGCAUCGUUACUGGAUCUGAGCGUCUCAGGGAAGCAUCCUUGAAACAGAAUAUUUUACGUAUAAAUCAUCACACAUUUGUUUGCGUAAACUUUACCAAAACACAGAAAUGUACUUGGAUAAGACCAAAGAAAGGUUUGAAGACCUUAACGUGAUGAACCUGACAGUAUCUUGACAGCAGCUAAAAACAUAAAAAUUAUUAUCUAAUACAUAUGAUUUGUUCUAUUCUAAGAUAAUCGGGACCGAGCUUUUUUUUAUUCUAAUUUGGUCGCUAUUUAGUCGCGUAAAAAAUGUGAAUACUAAUAAACAAAAAAAUCCCAGUUCGGAGGAUAAUACAAGUUGAAAUAGAAGAGAAUCUAGAAUGAAGAAAGUCGAUUCUAACAAUUGCAAAGAUUGUUUAUCGUAAAAUGCUCGCAAAUUUUCUAUAAAGGUUCUUCCAUAUAACAUAUUUUUGCUUACAACUAUACAGAUAGUCGCUGAUUUUUUUACAUUUAUGACUCAUCUGCAAAUUAUUGCCAUAUGCGCCAAAUAAUGUUUUUUCUAACAUUAAUUUGUACAUACCUUUUUACGUUUAUUAAUUUUUAUAUUUUUUUUGUAUGAACUCUAUACAGAUAUUUGUUUUUAUUCUAUCUGAGAAUUUACAUAAACAGUGUUGUAACACGCUGCUAUAAUAUAAUGUUGAUUAUAUUCAUAUAUAUUGAUUACAUUCAUAUAUGUAGAUAUACAUAUAUUAUAACUCACUACAUUUUAUACAGGUGAUAAUUGUUUACAGUCAAAAGAAAAAGACAAAUGUAAUCUUUUAGAGAAAAAAAUGAAAAUUAAUUUUUAUUUUAUAUUGUCAUUUAUAAAAUCCUGUUUCUCUGCAUUUUCCAAAAUAUUUUUUCCAAAGUUUGUAUUUCAUCUCUAACAAAAACUUGUAGUGGGUACAUCUUUUGUACGUGAAUCAAUCUAAAUCACAGACGAUUUUUUUAGUUUAAAAAAUCUUUUUGAAAAAUUUCUCAUUAGAAAGAAUACAUGAAUCAGAAAGCUCAUAGUUUGGAAUGUAUAAACGUUGAAUUAUAUAAUUUUAAUAAUUAUUGUAUUGAAUUUACAAAUAUAUACGACAAAUACUGCUAAUUAUUGCACAAAUAUUUUAAUCACGUCAGUGAGAGAUCACGUUUUGGUUAAAAAAUGAAGAGAACCUGUGAGAUCUCAAGUUAUCAUUCACACAUUGUCAUUUAUAGAAAACUAAGAAUAAUGGGGCAAAGGCAAUUUUUCAACGUUUGUACAUUUUAGCAUAUGCAUUAUACAAUUUUUUGUAUCAUUAAAAUAUCUUUGUAACUAAAAGGUAUAUGGAUAUCGACUUACACUUUUGUAAAUAUUAUCUGAAAGUAUAUAUUUUUUAACCAAAUUAUUUGUAUUGCCAUAAUUGAAACGAAUUCACAUUAGCUCUGUAUGGAAAUGUUUUGUAUCAUUUAAAAUGUUUAAAUGAUAAAAAUGCUAACUAUAGUAAAUGAUAUGUUAAUUGAUGUAUACGUAUGUUUUUGAUAAAAAUGUCUAAAAAUGGAAAAAAAAGAUAUCCAUUUUCCAUCGUUGCUUUAUACAUUGUCCAUAGGGAGAACGAUCGAUUAACGGCCCUAUAUUCGGUUAAUUUGUACAAUAUACAAUUUGUAGAAUGUGCUACACUGUUCAUUAAUUAUAAUAUUUUCUAAGCAGCGUUCAACAUUCAGAUGAUUACAUCGUUAUAACGAAAAUCCCGCUUAUAUAUAUAUAUAUAUAUAUAUAUAUAAAAUUUCAUAAAUUAUUUAAAUUAUUUUAUCGCAGGCCUACAUAGUUUAAUUGAGCGACGAUAUAAUGCGUCGGAUGUGAUCAUUGUUUGUAUAUUGAAAUUAGUCAUGCUACUUUAACAAACAAUUAAUGUUGAGACUUUACAUGCAAUGAAAGUGCAAUAAGGCGACUGCGAUCGAAAGAGAGAGAGAGAAAGAGAGAGAAUGGGUUACCAUUAUAAAUAUCUCAUAUCAUCCAGUCAUAAAGUAAAUAUAAUACAACUGUUAGAGUUAUGUAUCUAAUAAUUAGUUAAUAAUAGAUUAUGAAGGCUCUCUUGAGGGUGUAAGGAUGGUCUUUCGAAUGAAUACAAUAUAAAUAUAAAUAUACACAUACGCACACACACACACACGCACACACUCGCGCGCGCGCGCGCGCGCGCACACACACACACACACACGCACGCACGCACACACACAACACACAUAUAGCAAGUUGUAUAAGAAACAGAGUGCCAUAAAAAUCCUGUAUUUAAAAAAAAUGAACUGCUAAAGAUAAACGGUUACAUUACAUUUAAUACAAUAAUAGAGAUUUCAUUAUGGCAAAUAAUAUAAUAAAUUAAAAUAACAUUGUUUCAAUCGAAUGACCUAUUUAUAUAGUAUAAAUGCAUAAUGUUAAGAGUGUGACAUUAAUGAUAUUAAUAAUGAUUUAGAACUAAUAUUAAGGACCAAAGAUUUGAUAUAUGUUUCAGCAAGUAUUGAGGAAGCUUGCAGCACAAACAAUCGUAAGAAACUUUUUAUACGCGUCGUUAGAUGAAAAGCUCAUUACGUCGAUGAUAAGCGCCCAGCGAUUACUUUAACAUUUCUCUUUUUAGCUCAUCAUUUUCAUAUCAGAAUUAAGGGCGUUUAUUUAACUGUGAUCGAUUCUUAUAUCGAAUAAAGAAAACGAUCUAUUGGGAAUCUGUUUGAUUAUAUUACAUGCGGUACUAUACGAUUUAUUUUGAAACAGAAUUUUACAAGUCGGAUGUAUAUGCGUGAUCUCACUACAUGUAUGUUUGAAAAACAUAUUGGUUUGUAUAGAUAAUAAUUGAAUUAUUCAAACAUUUGUACGACUAAGAAUGACGAUGACGAUGUAAAAAGAGAAGACGCAAGUUUUCGAUAUGUUAGAAAAAUUGAAACGUUAGCUUUAAUGUGUAAUACGAUAUUUAUAGCGAGAAAAAAAACUAUGAAAGAGAUAGCUAACGAGAUGCCAUGACACUAGCCUAAUAAAGCGAACAAUAGGCCUAAAGCCGUCGGUACCUUAUUUAAGCCAGUGUAUAUACCAUACCAUUAGUUUCUUAAGGUUCAAUAAAUCAUUAUGUAUACAAGGGA
This is a messenger RNA of Solenopsis invicta (red fire ant), 4939 nucleotides long. RefSeq names its product heparan-sulfate 6-O-sulfotransferase 2 (gene Hs6st). Gene Ontology annotation, molecular function: heparan sulfate 6-sulfotransferase activity. Gene Ontology annotation, cellular component: membrane. Lineage: Eukaryota; Metazoa; Arthropoda; Insecta; Hymenoptera; Formicidae. The transcript is spliced from 4 exons. Bases 285 to 1778 code for a protein of 497 amino acids. The record is from RefSeq and is a predicted model, not a curated record.